GAAGUCACGUUGACAUGCAGAGGAAACUGGCAGCGCGUGUAUGUGUGUAUGAGUGAAGGUGUGUGGGUUGGUGCAGAAGGUCAGCGGUGUGUGUGUGUGAGAUUGAUUAAAUCAUGGUGUUUCUGACUCUUUCGUGUUGGAUCCGGAACCGAGGACCAGACCGAUACUGGAAAGUGCAGGAGCUUCUGAAGCACGCGCGGCACUUCAGAGGGAGGAAGAAUCGCUGUUACAGCUUGGCGGUGCGCGCCGUGCGCAGGGCGUUUGUUUACGCCUCCAAAGCGAGGAAAGCCAAACGGCGCAGCAUGAGGACGCUGUGGAUCUCUCGUGUGGCCGCAGCAUGUCGGGAACACGGCAUCAAAUAUCCCGUUCUGAUGUACAACUUGGUGCAGUGCAGUGUGCAGUUGAACCGGCGUGUGCUGAGCGACCUGGCCAUCACAGAGCCCCGCACCUUCCAGUCGCUGGUGGAGUUGGCGCGAGCUCGGCAGCAGGAGGGCCUCCGGGCGGCGCUGGGUGACGGGAAGGAGCCUCCGGGCGUGUUCUCACGCAUCACACAGCUGCAGUGAAGGACGGCCCUCACUCACGGCCAAUCACAGCGCAGACUCUCUACAGAGAUACUUCUGAAUCGGGCGUGCUGUCUGUCUCACACCGUGUGAAAGGGGUGUGUGGAUGAACCUGGAGAACCUAGUCACAUGAUCCUUCAUCACCCUGUCUGCUUUAAGAUCAUCAGAGACUGAAGUCAGGGUGUACAAGCAGAACAAACACCU
Messenger RNA from Clarias gariepinus (North African catfish), 764 nucleotides. RefSeq names its product mitochondrial ribosomal protein L20 (gene mrpl20). The record is from RefSeq and is a predicted model, not a curated record. The transcript has 4 exons. Gene Ontology annotation, cellular component: ribosome. Gene Ontology annotation, molecular function: structural constituent of ribosome; rRNA binding. Gene Ontology annotation, biological process: ribosomal large subunit assembly; translation. The coding region runs from base 114 to 563 and encodes 149 amino acids. NCBI's taxonomy places the organism in Eukaryota, Metazoa, Chordata, Actinopteri, Siluriformes, Clariidae.